AUGCCCCUGACUCUGUCACUCAUCCUCUGGCCUUUAGUGGGCUUCUGUCUCUACGUUGCCAUCAUUACAACAUGGUAUACCCUCUUCAGUCCUCUCCGUGUCAUCCCAGGCCCAAAGUCAUGGACCUUCUUCCCCAUUUUACGGCACAUCUCCGCCAUCCUCGGCCGCUUUGACACCGAUAUGCGCCGCUUCCACGCCCAAUACGGCCCGGUCGUACGCUUUGGUCCGAGAGAAGUCUCGUUUAUAACUGCUGACGCCUGGAAAACCAUCUAUGGUCAUGGACACACCCAGCUGCCGAAAUAUAUGCACUCUGCUGCAGACCCGCAGUCCAUCAUCUCUACAAACGACACUGACCACUCACGCUACCGCAGGGCUCUAUCGCAUGCAUUCUCGGCCAGAGGACUGCAGGAGCAGGAGCCCCUGAUCCAGAGCUAUGUCGAUAAGCUGAUUGUACGUCUGAAAGGCGUUGCGGAAUCGGGUCGUCCGGAAGACAUGGUCAAGUGGUUUAAUCUCACCACUUUUGAUAUCAUCGGUGACUUGGCCUUUGGAGAGCCAUUUGGUGGUCUCGAUAGCGCAGAGUAUCACCACUGGGUAUCGACGAUUUUCCAAUCUAUCAAGGUGAAUCCGUUUAUACUACUCAAAGACAAUUACCCUAUGCUCGGCUGGCUCCUGCUUCGCGCCUUUGUACCAGAGACCCUCAGGCAGGCGAAAAAGAGACAAAUCGAGCACUCGCGGGUUACUGUGCAGAAGAGGCUCUCCUCAGAUAUCCACACCCGGCCUGACUUUAUGGACUCGAUGCUCCGCAGUCGCCACUAUACUUACAACCAGAACGACUGGAAAAAGGCCCCAGACGCGUUGACUGACUCCGAGAUCGUGUCGAAUUCGAAUAUUCUGAUCAUAGCCGGCAGCGAAACGACCGCGACGCUGCUGUCGGGAGUGACGUACUGGAUCCUUCGGAACCCAAGAGUGCUGAGCAGAGUCGUGUGCGAAGUCCGCUCUGUCAUGAAGAGCGAAGCCGACAUCACCGUCCAGAAAGUCUCGACCGAGCUGCCGUACCUGCUCGCUUGCUUUGACGAGGCGUUCAGACUGUACCCGCCCGUCCCGACUGGCCUGCAGCGGAGGACAUUAGCUCCUACAUUUAUUUCUGGAUAUGAGAUGCCCCCAGGAACCAUUGUUUCCGUCCACCAAUCCGGCGCGUACAGAUCCGAAAGCAACUUCCAUCUCCCCAACAACUUCAUCCCCGAGAGGUGGCUCCCAGACGCAAAGACCAACCCGUCCUCCCAAUUCUACCAUGAUAACCGGGCGGUCGUGCAGCCAUUUUCCGUCGGCCCGCGGAACUGCAUUGGGCGGAACCUUGCCUUUGCGGAGAUGCGUGUGAUUCUUGCCCGGGUGCUCUGGAACUUCGACCUUGAGCUAUGUAAGGAAAGCGAGAACUGGAGUGAUCAGAAGUCAAAGCUAUGGGCGCAGCCGGACCUGGCCACCGAGGAAGCCAUCCGUCUGCAUUGA
Molecule: messenger RNA, 1506 nt
Organism: Aspergillus nidulans FGSC A4
Lineage: Eukaryota; Fungi; Ascomycota; Eurotiomycetes; Eurotiales; Aspergillaceae
Product: protein CYP65T1
Exons: 3
Coding region: 1-1506 (501 amino acids)
Biological process (GO): secondary metabolite biosynthetic process
Molecular function (GO): iron ion binding; oxidoreductase activity, acting on paired donors, with incorporation or reduction of molecular oxygen; heme binding
Source: RefSeq, a predicted model, not a curated record